AUGGCUUCCGCUCCAAGUUCACCAGAGAGGCACACCGCCGAGCGCGAGGCUUUUCUUCGUAGGUCGUCUGACCAAGCUGUUGACACUGUCCGCUCAACUACGGGUAGCAUUGACGAUGAUGCAAAAUCCGAUGUCACCUCUACUUCUUUAGAGCAACCAUACGCCAAAAAGCGAUUUUUGCAGGCUCGAGAUAGGUCUCAGAGUCGCAAGGGUGUGGCUGCUAUCAUGUCUGGCCGUCUCUUCCCGAGAAGCUUUUCCCGUGGCAGAGACAGAGACUCAUCCCGGGGAUCUUCCCAGCGUGGAUCAUCUCUCGACUCCCGUUCUGCUUCUUCACCUGAGCGGGGUCGCCCAAGUUCCUCUAGCACUCAUUCUGUUCACGUUGAAACCUUAACUCCCGCCCCUAUCAGUUCAGGGAAGGGAAAAUCGCUCAACAUGCACGAUACAUUCAACAAGUCAGAUGAGGCAUUGGCUAAACCCCACGGAAGCCUGCCUGAUUAUAUCAAACCGGCAGCCGUGGAGGAGGAAGGGGAGCGACUAGCCAAAGAUGUUUUCGAUCGCGACAAGAACAUGAUUGAAAGCAGUGAAGAUGAAGCCAACGAUACUUCGAGUGACGAAGACAGCACUCUGGACGGUGUACGAGGCCGCAAGAAAAAGAAGGACUCGGAUAUCACAUCUAUAACGCCAAGCGACUUUGCAAAAUCUAAGGGAGAUGAUUCCAAGCAGUCCGAAGAACAAAAAGCUUCAGAGCCCCCAAGUGGACGACAGGAGAAGAAACCGCGAAAAUCUGCUUUGAAAGCUGUGGUCCAUCCACAGACCAGUUUCGACAUCCCCACCCCACGUGUUCAGUCAGUGACUGGCACACCUUACGGGUCAGAGGAUGAAGCCGAGAUCGGUGACAUUCAUCGUGCUCAAAAGCUCAGCAUUUCCAUGUCAGCUAUUGAUAACGGUGUUCACAACCGAUCCAUCCGAACAAUUGUCCGCGGAAACUUUUCAAGUCCUCAGGAUCAAGGCGAUGGGAGCCGUCGUCGCCGUCGGAAGUAUUUAAUCGCAACCGAUUUGAGUGAAGAGUCGGUCUAUGCCCUCGAGUGGACUAUAGGGACGGUUCUAAGAGAUGGAGACACGAUUUUCGCCAUCUAUGCCAUGCACGAGGACUCCACUACCGCGUCAGCGGUGCAAGUCGGCGAGGGAGCUAAGGCGAUGAAAGAUGCAACGGCUGUCGUUGGCACCCAGACGAAAGAAGCAAACCAGAAUUAUGGAUCCCGUACGAUCCUCGGUCGACUUGGCACUGGUACUGCUAGUAGAACACAUUCUACUGAUUCCCGGGCAUCGCCAAUCGCCGAGGCCGAACGGGUGCGGGCAGUUGAGACUGUCUCUCAGACCUGUGUGAAGCUGCUGCGGAAAACAGUCUUGCAGGUCCGUAUUGCCGUGGAAGUGAUUCACUGCAAGAACCCAAAGUCUAUGAUCACCGAAGCUAUUGAUGAACUUGAGCCCACACUUGUUAUUGUGGGUGCCCGAGGUCAGAGUGCACUGAAGGGUGUUCUUCUGGGCUCGUUCUCCAACUAUCUUCUUUCUAGUUCCUCUGUGCCGGUAAUGGUUGCCCGCCGAAAGCUGAAGAGGCAUACGUGGAAAGACAAGCUCAAGGGCACUACAAAUGAUGUUCACGACCGUCACGAGGAGAACUUCUCUAUUAUCUUCGCCGCUAUGGGUGUCAAUAUGGAGACUGCCCGUUUCUUCAAGCGCGACUUCGAGGAGUACGGUAGUAUGGAGCGUGUUACUCUGUUCCUGAACUUGGCCAACGACCCUACUAUUGAGCGUAUUAUUACGCCUCGUCUUGCCCUAACUAAUGAAUUUGUUUGA
Penicillium expansum is the source of this 1857-nucleotide messenger RNA. Its product is annotated as universal stress protein family domain protein. The coding region runs from base 1 to 1857 and encodes 618 amino acids. Gene Ontology annotation, molecular function: ATP binding. The record is from RefSeq and is a predicted model, not a curated record. NCBI's taxonomy places the organism in Eukaryota, Fungi, Ascomycota, Eurotiomycetes, Eurotiales, Aspergillaceae. The transcript has 5 exons.